GAAAAGAGGAGAGAGGGAAGAGAGAGAAAGCAGGAGAGCGGGAGGGAGACGGAGCGACGCUAUUGGUUGACUUUUAUAACACCGACCGUGGUUGAAAUUUUUCUCUUGCAGUCUAAGAAAUAGUGGAAAGAGGCAGCCAGAGACGGCAGACUAAGGAAAUACACAUCUCUGGAAAAAGGGGGUCUGCAACAGAGGGGCUUCGGGUAGACAGGCGGCACAAGCAGGGAGAUGAGAGGCUGGUAUCAAUGAGUCAUGACUUCUGAGAGCUGCGGAGAUGUCUUGCUUAUCAACAGGAGUGUUUUCAAAACCAGCACAACUGCGUACUGUGAACAUGUAGAUUCCCUACAGGGUUCUGGUUAAAUCUUUUCCCCUACACUCUUUUUUUUUUCCUUUCUUUUUUUAAUUGUUUCUGGCCAGAAGUUAAACAUUUUCCUGGAGAAGAACCUGAGUGUGAAGGCUCUCUCUCUUUUGAGGUCGGAGAACUCUGAGGAAUGCAUCUGAGACGCAGAUACAGGGCAGACAACACUGACAUGGUGCCGACCCAAACUGACAGAAACAAGGGCAGAGUGGACUGUUCAGAGGCAGACACGGCUGCUCCCGCAGACAGGUACGCCCUACUCGAUGUUAAGGUCAGUUAAGGUAUCCAUCCUUGCUUUUUGGUCGUGUAUUUGUUGAACCUUUCAAAAUUUCGUGUCAAUUCCAAACUUGUGCGUGUCGUUUGAGUCCUCUUUUGGUAAAUCACUGACGUAACAUGCAUUUGUCACAAUAAGCCAGCGAAGCAAUACCUUCAACUUUAGAAGGGAGUUAUAAAUGCUCAACAGCCUACUGAUAGAAAACCAGCACAAUAAGCUGGAUGUUUAUAAAACCAUUAAACAUGACCUGAAAUAACAUGCCAAUAAGGGUUUUUUAGUCUGAACAGUAAGCCAUAAUAAACUUGACUACCAUAAGCCAUAACCACCCUGGACAGUGAUCCUGUUUUUUCUUAUUCGUUUUUUUUUUUUUUACUGCUCUUAAUAUCGACAACAAUCCUGUGCUUCUGCUGUCGGUGUGUCCAUCAGACACUUUUACCUUCAGAGACAUAUGUGUAGGUUUUGUCUCAGGAGAAACUCCUCGGCAGAGGAGACUGACUAUUUGCCUGUCAGAGACUGAAAAAAAAAAGAGGAGCACCGGGUGUGUGUGCGUUGGGGGCAACAACAGUGAAACAGAUUUCCUCAGAGCUCCCCGAACCCCGGCUGGACGUCUUGCCAUCAGCCGCACAAAAGGGGAGACAAACGCUGGAAGCAGCUUGAGCUCACUAUUGAUCGUCACUUUCAGUGAUUGCUCUGUUCGCACCUGAAGUGGAAACAGACAAUAAGCACCCACUCAGGAGGGAGGGACACCGGUAGCCUGAAAACGAUACAGAAAGAAAGCAGGCAGGAAGUUUUUUUUUUGUUUUUUUCCUCUACCCUCCCUCCCUCCCUCCGGUCGUCAGGCUGGCUGGGGAAGCCAUGGCGUUCACCUUCGCGGCCUUCUGCUACAUGCUCACCCUGGUUCUGUGCGCCGGGCUCAUCUUCUUUGUCAUAUGGCAGAUCAUUGCAUUUGAUGAACUCCGCACAGACUUCAAAAACCCCAUUGAUCAGAGCAAUCCCACCAGAGCGAGAGAAAGGAUCUUAAACAUCGAGCGGAUCUGCAACCUGCUCCGCAGACUGGUGGUACCAGAGUACUCCAUCCACGGGCUCUUCUGCCUGAUGUUCAUGUGUGCCGGAGAGUGGGUCACACUUGGCCUCAAUAUCCCGCUGCUCUUCUACCAUCUGUGGAGGUUCUUUCAUCGGCCAGCCGACGGAUCGGAAGUGAUGUACGAUCCGGUCAGCGUGAUGAACGCCGACAUCCUCAACUACUGCCAGAAGGAGUCCUGGUGCAAGCUGGGCUUCUACUUGCUCUCUUUCUUCUAUUACUUGUACAGUAUGGUCUACGCCUUGGUGAGCUUCUAACAAGUGCUGUGAAGAUCUAACUGGAGGGAGCUGUAAGAUAUCCAAAACCGAUGGAGGCAAAAUCUUCUUCUUUUCAUAUUUUCUGACUCUUUUGGCCUAAGACUGAUCUGACUGAAUGUGAGUGUAUAACGGUGUUACUUAGGAUCUUGUUUAAGCCUUUCAUCCCAGAUACCGCUCUCAGAAAGCCUAAAGAAAAGAGAAAAAACAAGCAGCUCUGAAAGACUGAAAAGAAACAAAAAAAAAAGAAAAAAGAGGAUGCCGGAUGUUUGAGAUGCCUUCGACCCCCGAUACACAAUUCACCGAUAUUUCUGAAGGGCUGGAUUUCCCCCACGCUGCUCUUACUGAUCCGGUCGCUCAACUCACUGUGAAUCUCCAAACACUUAGGGGCCGGAAAAGAAACAAACACGUCUGUAACCUUCGACUUUCAAAGCGUACAGGAUUGUUUUGAUAUUAGUCGUGAUAUUUGAAGCGCUGGUUACGUCGAGCGAUCGCUUUAACCGUGUCGCAGUCGCAUUUCGCUGUGACAAACGGCUAAAGCUCUGACGGAAGAAACCCAGAAUACCGGCAAGGUUCGUCAAGCUCUGUCAAAAACAAAGUUGAGCACGACAAGGUAAAUGACAUCCAGGUACAAAUCAAACCCAGUUUCACAGAAGGGCGUCAGGGAGUCGCUAACAAGAAGCUGUGUUUGUGCAAAUCUGUAAGCAAACAUGCGUUGGCACGGACUGGAUUCAGCUUUCAUGCGCAUGUCCACAUUUUCCCGUGUCACUGGGUUUGCUCAUCAGAAAUUUGACUUUAAGGGUUUUGUCUGUAGCUGUAAAGACACAUAUUUAUUGCUUCAUAGGUUCAUGCUUUUGAAAAGAGUAAUAAUGCCAAACGUUUAUAGUAAAAAAAAACAAAAAAACAACCUUGUGCCAAAUUUCAGGAUGAAUCACGUUUUGUGCAUUUAAAGGGAUACUUCUGAUUUUUUUUCUUUCCCACGCUAAGAUCUGUGAAGUUAUCUCGUUUCCAAACUCGUUUCUGCAGUAACACGUUUGUCUAGAAGGGAAAACGUACGAGAAUAACUUCACUUCCCGAAAAUCAGAACUGUGCCUUUAACACAUCUGGCACCUGUUUUUUUUUUUGUUGUUUUUUUUAAUGAACAAAGGAAAGGUAGAAAAAAAUCUGUUGUACUUUUAGUGCGCAGAGAGCGCCUUAUUCCUGUUUCCAGUUAGGUUUACUCUCACUCAUCUGCAUCUAUGCUAUAGUCGUUUUUAGCGAGCGGUUUUUGAAACUUUUCUCUGAUCCGAGGUAGAGUAGAGAUCUCAUGUAUAAAGAGCAAUUAAAAACACGCAAAAUAGCAAUGUCGUACGAUCCAUGAGACAUAUCAGAGGUGUGUUAGUCAGUGUUUAUAAUGCCGGUGAGUGAGGCUCGAGUGUCAGGAUGAGACAUCAAUGACUCGAUGGCAACGUUUUAGUUAUCGAGGAAGUGUAAAAACGCAGCGAAGUCACCAUGAUGCCGUUUCAGUCGUAGAGCGGACUGGUGUGAGAAGCGAAGCAGCAAAACGGUUUCCACGGCAAUGGCGUGUGAUUGGGCCAAAUGUUUGAGCUGAGCUGUCGUGACCAAUUUGUGACAGCAGCCUAUGAAAGACGUUUCUCAUUUAGUCAAACCUUUUAAAACCUAAGCUUCACAAAUUGCCGUUUUAGAUAUUUUUUAAUUGAUAUGUGCAAGUUUCUCACAAACUAAACAUCUGAUGCCUGUUCGUUGUGGGCUGUCAGGGAUUUUACGUCAGCUAAAACACAUAACCAAUUUCUCGAAAUGUGUGAGAUUUUUGUGACCCCGAGUUUUCCAUACUAGUCUGUUUCCUUACCAUGACAGAGAGACUGUAUCUUCCUGCAUGUCACAUGACCUGCACUGUGUGCCAGGGAGCUCAUAAUAAGCUCAAAUACAAUGGCAAUACGAUAAAUUCAAAGCAAAAAAAUGAGAAAAACAACUUUUUCAGAAAGUUUUGUGUUUACACCGUCAGCUAGACCCACGUUGGAAAAGUGUGAAAAACUGAAUACACUUGCACUAAUUACCAUGAGUCCAAAAGUCAUGGAAGCAAUUUUUCUACAGUUUCUUUUAAACCUUACAAUUCAGAAAAUUUCAUGUACAUCAUCAGUUUUGGGGAAAUAAGUUUUUAAAUGUUAUGAAUUGGGUCAAACAUUUUCUACAACAGCUUGCUGCCGGUCGUCUUGCUCACACAAAUCUUUUCUGUUCUGCCAACAAUGUUUCUAGAUCAGGACUUUCUGAUGGCCACUGAAACGUCGACUUUCUCAUCCUUAAGCGACUUUAUAACUAAUUUUGCUGAAUGCUUUUGGUCGCUAUUCAUUUGGAAGACCCAUUUGUGCCCAAACAUAAACUUCCUUUUUGCAAAGUGCACCAGUCCCUCCUCCAGCAGAAAUACAGACACACAACAAAUGUAACAAUGUUCACUAGAAUAUGAUAGAAAAAUCCUCUGCUGUCCCACAAUGGGGGUGGAUUUCUGUACAACAGCAGCAAACAAAAGGAGAAAUCAAUAGCACUAAUUGAUUAUGGCAAAAUAUUUCAUUUUCAUCACACCACAGGACAUUUCUCCAAUUUUAAGAUCUUUGUCCCUGAGUGCAUUUGCACGUCGUAAUUUGACCUUUUUUUGUUGUUUUGUGGAGCAAUGCAUUCUUCUUCCUCUCAGCCCAUGUCGAUAAAUGAAACUCAUCUCAUUGUGGAUGACAGUCUUACAAGUUUCAGGGAACAUCUUCACAAGUUCUUUAGCUUUCCCAAAUCGAUUAAAGACAUAAUCAUCUAAAUUCCAAAGAACUAAAACGUACAACCUUUAGCUACUUGAAUGUGGCAUUGAACUGGAAUAUGCUUCAUCAAACCAGUGGCAGGGACAAAGAAAUCUUGACUAGGACACUGUGAAUUUACUUAUUUGUUUUAAUUUCCCCCCCCAAUAGAAUGCCAUAAAGCUGAACGUCGUCGUAGUAAGAUGUAAUACUGACUGCAGAAACGAAGCAACACUUCUUCAAGACGCUUUGUGGAGACACGCCGUCUAUUUCCCUAGGAGAAAAUCUCAAAUAGGUUGUGUGAUUUCACUUUCAAUCACUGAAGCAACUUUCAUAGGCUGCCAGUGUUUUGGAAGACGAGCAAUAUGUCGUGCCAAGAGACGUUCGCAGAUAAUCACAGGACACCGAGACCUCAUCGUUCCGCCAACUGUGUGAAUGUGUGGAGUCUGGACAAUCACUACUGAAGCACAGGAACUCGCUGACAGAGGAAGAAAUAACGCCUGCUGCUGGAACGUUAUCACGUAGUCGCUCUAAAUAAAGCAUUUUAGAAAACUGAAUUUAAUGAAUUCUAUAUCGUAUCCGUCUUUUAUACAUUCCUCAUUAUUAUGCUACAGUCAAUUUGGUGAAUCACUUUAUAUCUAUUCGGUUACAAUAUGAUGUGCAUCUAUUUACAUGCCAUAUCCCAAUAAAACAGUUAUGCCAAAA
Xiphophorus hellerii (green swordtail) is the source of this 5452-nucleotide messenger RNA. It is a transcript of the gene cnih2, whose product is annotated as cornichon family AMPA receptor auxiliary protein 2. Bases 1488 to 1970 code for a protein of 160 amino acids. The transcript has 6 exons. Lineage: Eukaryota; Metazoa; Chordata; Actinopteri; Cyprinodontiformes; Poeciliidae. Gene Ontology annotation, biological process: vesicle-mediated transport. The record is from RefSeq and is a predicted model, not a curated record.